AACUAAUUGAAAGCCAUGGAAGAUCAAUUCGUCCUAUAUACAUCUCUUUCGGCACUGGUCGUCCUCCUUGCCUUGAAGUUCUUGUUUCUGUCCCAAAAAUGAUACAAGAACCUUCCCCCAAGUCCACCAUCUCUCCCCAUUGUUGGCCACAUCCAUCUCUUAAAACCACCCUUUCACCGUGCACUCCGCAGUCUCUCCGACAAGUACGGUCCAAUCAUCUCCCUCCGGUUUGGCUUCGACCUUACUGUCGUUGUCUCGUCAGCAUCAACUGCCGAAGAAUGCUUCACCAAGAAUGAUGUUGUUUUGGCCAACAGACCCAUGUCAAUUUUUGGCAAGCACAUGGGCUACAACUACACGACGAUGAUUAGCGCAUCAUAUGGAGAUCACUGGCGCAACCUCCGUCGCAUCACUUCUAUUGAAAUAUUCUCGUCUAGUCGCCUGAACAAAUUUCUCGGGGUGCGAAACGACGAGGUCAGGCGUUUGCUACUGAAACUAUCUCACAAUUCAAUGGAAAAUUUUGCCAAAGUUGAGCUGAGAUCAAUUUUCAUUGACUUAACGUUUAAUAAUGUCAUGAGAAUGGUGGCCGGAAAACGAUAUUACGGGGAGAACGUGACCGAAUAUGAGGAGGCAAAGCAAUUCAAGGAGACAUUAGCAGAGAUACACGAAUCUAACGGACAAAAUUUCAACCCGUUGUUGAGGUGGUUUGGAAUUCACGAAAAGAAAGUUAUAAAGACAUUCAAAAGAAUGGACGCGCUUUUGCAAGGGUUGGUUGAUGAGCAUCGCAGCAAGAAGGUGGGAGACACCAUGAUCGGUCAUCUCCUUUCAUUGCAAGAAUCGGACCCUGAAUAUUACACGGAUCAAAUCAUAAAAGGGCUUAUUUGGGUUUUGAUACUUGCUGGAAUAGAUACGUCUGCGGUGACAUUAGCAUGGGCGAUGUCUAACUUACUCAAUCACCCUGAAGUACUGAAUAAGGCAAAAAAGGAGAUAGACGCUCAAGUAGGCGAAGAAAGGCUUAUGGAGGAAUCGGAUAUCGCAAAGCUCCAUUACCUUCAAAGCAUCAUGUGGGAGACACUCCGACUACACCCAGCAGCCCCUCUUCUACUUCCACAUAUGGCGUCUGCAGACUGCACCAUAGGUGGAUACGAUGUGCCGCAAGGCACGAUAGUGUCGGUCAAUGUAUUUGCCAUCCACCGAGACCCAAAUUUGUGGGAUGACCCAGAAAGUUUCAGACCGGAGAGGUUGGAGAAGGAAGAGAAAGAGAGUAAUAAGUUGAUGCCAUUUGGAAUGGGAAGAAGGGCAUGUCCUGGGGCAGCGUUGGCCCACCGGCUGGUAGGCUUAACUUUAGGAUCAAUCAUUCAGUGCUUUGAGUGGAAGAGAGUUAGUGAGGAGGAGGUUGAUAUGACCGAAGGAAGAGGACCAGUCGUUCCUAAAGCCCAGCCUCUUGAAGCUAUGUGCAAAGCUCGACCCAUUGUCAACGAAGUUAUUAAUGGGGCUGAAUGGAAUAGAUGAGGGGUUUUUUUUUUUUUUUGGUAGUUCAGAGUCUUGUUACAUGACUUCUUUGUAUGUUUUCCUAGUCUAGCUUUACUUACGUGAGAUGUACUUUGUUAUAAGUGUGUUGUGAGAGUACUGGGGUUUAAACUAUGUAACAAAUUAACAAUGAAAUUAAGAUAAUAGU
This is a messenger RNA of Rubroshorea leprosula, 1675 nucleotides long. NCBI's taxonomy places the organism in Eukaryota, Viridiplantae, Streptophyta, Magnoliopsida, Malvales, Dipterocarpaceae. The record is from the annotation of a GenBank genome assembly.